AGAUUAGAGUCUAUAGUCAAAGACCAAAAUGGAAGUUUUGGAUUGACAAGUUUGUGAUAUUCGUAAUUUUAUUUUUGGAUAUACAAAUGUUUAAUCCUUUGAGUUUAUCUAAUAUAAUCUGGUUUAAAAACACGAAUAUAAAGUUUAUUGGAUGCAUUAAAAAUAUUGUAAGCAGUCACUUGAAAAGGUGUUGCAACUGGUCGAAAAAUAGCUCUGGUAUGAUGAUAACAAAAGAUAUAAAAAUCCAGCUUUGUCUCGCUAUGUGCUCUUUUUCGUCAUAUGUGUACUAUAAGGAUUAGCGAGUCAUGAAUAUUGGUAUCCGUGAAAAUAAAUUUUUGUAAAGGUGUGAGUACAGAAAAGAGAUUUUAGGGUUUGUGACGUCACUAUAGUGAAAAGACAAUAAAAUUUCGGUAUUGCAAGACGAUGUUUAUUGGUGUUUUACGGUGAGUGUUAAAUUAUUGCGAUAGCUGUAGUAAAAGGAGAAUUCGCGGUGAAGAGGAGGUUCUCCGCGAGGAUGGGCGGCGAUGUCUGCCCCCUCCGAUAGCGCUGCGAGCCCUUCUCCAUGUGCGUGCACAAAUAUAUCGCUUAUGCAAUUGUUUCAUGAAUUGAAACAAAAGUUUCCUGGUGUUCCUGAUCAUGUUGUUUCUAAAACUAUCGAGCUCUACUGCCACGACAAGAAAGCCUGUGAAACCCAUCUCCACAGCGAAGUCAAGGCCUCCCUAACACACGCAUACCACGCCUCGUCAUUGGCUGCUGCUAGACAACAAAAUGAGUUAAAAGUUAAUCCACCAGUUAAAUGUCGCAAUCAGCCAAUAGUCAAGCAUGAAAUUGUAAAGACUACAGCUAUUAAGUCCAUAACUUGCCAAACCCCUCAAAAGGCAUUAAUUAGCUCAAGCAGUGAAGCAGAGGAGGAAAAACCUAAACUGAAUACAGAUGCUAACCAAAAUGUUGUUAAUACUGUUGAGGAAAAAUCUAACAGUGCAUCAUCUCCUGUAACUGUAAUUAAUAUUGAUAAUUGUUUUGCCAAGUAUACAGCAGAGUCACCUAGUGAUUUAGAAUUGAGUAACGGAAAUAACACAGAGACUCACCACACUCUACUGGAAAGUUCUCUUCCCAAAACAAAUAAUACCCCGGAAAGCACCCCUCCAGAAAAGGAGUUUGUCAUAGACAGUGAGCAACCAGAGAGUACAAAUUAUAAGAUUUUAAAAAGUAACAAGAUCAAGUGCAAUCUAAAUCAAAGGUUGGAGGUUGGAAAGGAGGCGAAGGAAAAGAAAACUAUCAAAAAGGAAAUUCAGGCUAGUCCAGCUGUUGCUCAGCCUGAGAAGCCACAGAGACCGAAUACAUUAAAUUUUAUCAAACUAAGUCCAGACACCGCAUUUAAAGAGAAUUUAAAAGAUCCUGAGCCAAGUUCCUGUAGAACAGUUUCACCGGCACCUCAUAAGACCGAAUGCAAAGAAAAGCUGUAUAGACCUGAUAGGGGAUAUCCUCUCAAUCUGUCAGUCAAUGUGAACUGUCAUAUGGAUAUCGGACGAGGAUAUGGGGAUCCUUGGCUAGAAGAUUAUGAAAGUCCAAGAGCUAUUACAUCUGUCAAUUUAACCGUUUGUACUCCAACAUCUAACAUGGCAAGCCCUGUCAGAGACACGAGGGACGAGGAUGCUGGUUUUGAAGGACAUGUAACAGUGACAGUAAGUCCUAGCACAGCCCGUCCUCCGCGGCGUAGGGCUCCGCCCCCGCCGCAGUCACGUAUUGAAUCACCGAGGCCAACGAGAGCGGCUCCGGAACCACCAACACACGAUCGUUCGCUAGUUGAACGUCAAAAGGAGCGUCUGUCCCGUUUAGCCGAGGCCCUAGCACAGGAAAAGAGGUCUCUCGCACAGUUGAACAGGGAAACACAGAUUUUAGCUGCACCGCCACCCACCGCGAACGCCGCACAGAGACUCAAAGAUUGCGUUGAGAGGUUGAGAGAUGAAUGCGACACUAUGGCUAAGAGAUUGGAAAUGAUUGGCACGGCCCGUGUAAUGCCCCUUCCAGAGGCAGAUGACACGGGCAACUUUUACAGCAACAUAUACACUGGACAACGGCCAUCGGCGUCAUGGCAAUGCCACAUGUGCACCUUCCGGAACCAUCCAUUACUUGACAAGUGUGAAGAGUGUGACAUGCCACGAAUAUUCGUAGUUCGUGCACCGGACGGAAUCACCGUACGCUUAAUGCCCGGUCGGCGAAAAAUAGUGCGGUCAUGGGUUUUAUAAAACGCCGUACUGAAAAUGAAAUAUAUUUUUAAGUUUAUCUAUCUUAAGUGCAGUAGUCUACGAAAUAUUAUCUGUGAUAUUCGCAUUUGGUAGUUAUAUUUUUUAGUCAAUCUUUGAUUUGCACAUUCCAAAAUGGCUGUAGGUUGAUUUCGGUUAGAAUGGUAAUAACUGCGAUGAUAUUUGGAAUUAUAUGAGCAUUGAAAAGAAUAUCGUGUAUUCUGUUACGAAUAAUAAUUAUUUCCUGUUCUCUCUGAGUGCUCUGUUGUACCAAAUGCGAAUAACCGAAAGUUAUUUUCAUUUAACACUGCUGCACUUAAGGUGGAUAGGAAAAUAAAUUUAUACAUUCUCUUAAUAUGUUUUAUUAUUAAAUAUAAAGAGAAUAUUACUAAAUAAAAAAAAUGUUUUUAAUCAUAAGCACUGACAAUUGUAAUCAUAAAUUCUCAAAUAGUCGCAAUUUAUUUUUAGGACCUAACUAUAUUUUCUAGGAUAUUUUAAUAUUUGAAAACGAAUACCCUGAAGUCCUAAAAUGAGUAAAUUGCUUUCUUAAUAAAAAAAUUUUAUUGUCUAUCUAUUAUCCAUCUCGGAUUAUUAAAGAAAUUAAAAAGUUUCAAAUCAUUUUAUUUCAAACAAGUUAAUUGUUAGAAAUAUUUUAAUAUAAUACCUUGACAUAAAAAAGUUGUCCGCCAUAUUGAAUUUAAAAUGGAAACCAGUUUUUAAGUCAUAGUUACAUUAUACACUGUGUAGGUAAAAUUUAAUUAGGAUAAUCUGAAAAAAUAAUAAUAAUUACCGAAUCAAAGGCUAAUGUUGGUAGUAAAAAUACAGUUGGUAAUCAAGCAAGUGCCAUUUUUUUCAAAAUCUAUUUAUUGAAAAAUACAUCAAAUUAUAUGAAUGGCGUUAGAGAGAGCAAUUACUACUUUUCACAUGUAUAUGAUUUUAAAAAAUGGCCUGCACAUGGAUAUGUACGAAAAAUAAAAUGUACGUAGAUAUUAGUGGCACGAUAUAUCUCUCUCACCAACGUCCACAGUUUAAAUUCAGCUAUAUGUAAACGUAAAAUUUGUUAGUCUUUAUUUUGAGGAUAUGGUGCUUAGUUGUGGAUUUGUCAUCCUUAGUUACUAGAAACUAAUAACUCAUGUUGAUGAUAAUAGGAAACAGAAAAGUCUGGAUUGUAAAGCCUUUUGAAUUAUCAGAUAUAAUGUCUAUGAAGUCAAUUGCUGUUCUUUCGUCUAGUCAGUCGGUAAAGGCAUAAUCAUUUUUUUUUUAAAUAUUCAACUCACGAUGAAUUUAUAGAACCAAAUUGAAUUGUUAAUAAUUUUAAUUUGUACAAUUAUAAUAAUUUGAAGAAUUGAUAGUUUUUCAUUCGCAGAAUUAUUAUUUGUUAAGCAAAUUAUUACUUUAUCAAACACGAAUUUAAAGACUGAGCUGGACUCGGUGUUAACGUAAUAUUAUAUUGUUAAAAAACUUUUAAAUUACAAGAAGAAUACUGUACGUAUGUAUUUAUAUAUAUUCAGGGCAUAUUUAGGAACUCUAAUUUACUUUAUAUAAAGUUCCUUAUAAAUACAUUUAAUAUAUAAAAAAUUUGUGUAACAAAUGUUUACAGAAAUAUAAGCUUUUUUUUGUACUUCGAUUCAAUGGCUUAUUUAAUCAUUAUAAUCACGGUAUUUUUUUGUAAAUUAUUUACUCAUAACGUUUUUUUUUUAUAUUCUUUUGUAAAAACCUUUUUUGUAAAUGGUUGGUAUAUCCUUUUGUUAAUUUACUGAAAAAACGAGACUUCACAGUUUAUAAUUAAAAUUAUUUAACUUUUUUCUUUAUCCAACUUUGUAAACUACGUGCCAAGUACAGUUGAAAUCGUCAAAAUAAAUUUUCACUGAAAGUUAAUUUGUCAGAUGAUGACAUCAAAGUCUGAACUGCUCGGCAUAUUUAUUUGUAGAUGGCAUAAAUAAUAAAGUCAUAUUAGAAGUAAAAAACGACGGUUCAUGAUAAAAAUUAUAUGUAAUAAAUGUAAAAGUUAAAAGAAUGUAUGUUUUGAAUAUUUUUUUGGCUGAAUAAAAUCAUUGAUGUGACAUACAACUUGCCCUAAGACGAAAACAAAAGUUCUUUUUUACUCGGUCUAUGAUUUUAUUCAUUUUACUAUAUCAUUAAUGAACUACGAAGCUGACACGAUCUUCUGCAAAAUAAAUGUUUUUAUGUGAAUUUUAAUCAACAAUGAAGACUGUAUAAUGGCGACUUUGCACGGUUGCCUGUAAAUUCGCCAAUAUAUAAAAAAAAUAACAUUUAUUUUUAAUGUAAUAGUUUUUGCCUUGCUCAAAAUAAUUCGAUAACUGUAUGCGAUGAUUUGAGAAUCAAGGUUAUACUUAUUACUUAAUGUCAUCUAAUACAGGACUGACUCCGAUGAGUAUUUCUUUCCAUUGUAUAAAAGUUAAAACGUGCUCAUUUAUUGUGUAAUGUAUAUAUUAUAUAUGCUAGAACCUAUGUAUGAGAUGCAGUCAUAUUAGUUUUUGUAUAUCUUUUGUUUAAGAUAAGCUUAAAUAUAUCUGUGCAAGUUUUAACGUAAGUCAUAUAUCAAAUAACAACCACAUUUAUUAUUUAUGCAUCUUUUACUCUCUCACCGUAAAAACGUACCUAUGCUUAGUGUUUAAAAAAACGUACCUAUGCUUAGUGUUUAAAAAACCGAAAUAGAUUUCCAAUCUUAAUUCAGAGUUGUAAUCUGUAACGUCCCUUUAAGCACAUCCAUUCACGUAUAUAUAUAUAUUUACUGAUAUAUGUUAAAGACAAAUUACAACCCUGAACUCAAUAAAAUAGGUAUGGAUAAGUAAAGGACAAAAAUAAGUAAAAAUAAAAGAUUUUGAAUUCAGAACAGCUAAUAGACUAAACUCCUUUUAAAUAAAUUUGGUUAUCUAAACCUUUAGAAAGUCCAAUAACCAACCUUUACUUUCGCAAGAAUACCUUAUUAAUAAAUAGGAUCGAUUUUUUUUAUUGUUAUCGACUAAGGAUGCUGUAUAUCUUCUUUUUGCAUAAAACUAUAGCAGUUUAAAAUUAAAUUCAUACUUCAGUUAUAUCAACAACGUUGUUAUGUAUUGUGUAAAUUAUUAGACAGUAACAAAUUAUAUACCUUUUCAUAUAUAAAUAUCAUCAUUAUUUUUGAACAAGCUUAAUAAUUCUUCAUUAUUUAAAUAGAUGAAUAAUGUUAAAACAUGCACAGAACAAUAUUAUUACAAAAAAAAAGAAAGUUAGUGCUUUAUGUAUUUAGAUAAAUAUUAUCUGUAACAAAUAUGUACUUAUUUUUAUCAUCUGUAUAUCAAAAUAAACUUGUUAUUGAAAUUUGUUUAA
Molecule: messenger RNA, 5576 nt
Organism: Danaus plexippus (monarch butterfly)
Lineage: Eukaryota; Metazoa; Arthropoda; Insecta; Lepidoptera; Nymphalidae
Gene: Tab2
Exons: 5
Coding region: 525-2249 (574 amino acids)
Source: RefSeq, a predicted model, not a curated record